CAUUUCCGGUUCAUCAUUUCCUGCCGGUAAGCAACUUUCGUUGAUUUAUGGUAUAUUUUCAAAUUAUUUCUGAAUUUAUGGUAUGUCUUCUGUUUAUUACAACUGGCAUUAUAUUUUUAAAUUAACAAACAAAUUUCAGAGUAAAUUUGAGUUUUUUUGCUGUUCUUUUUUAUGUUUUAUCUUAAUAGUCUGUAACCUCAUAGUGCCAUUUGACAGACAUGUGUUAGCAACAGCUUGUAGAAAGUUACCUAAUACCCAUGAAUAAAAAAGAAUAUUUAAUCUUUUUCAUGUGUAUUUGUACAGCUGAUAUGAUGAGAAGAAAAUUUCACAAUAAUCCGAUUUAAUAAAUAACUUUCAUUAUUUUUUAUUCCUGCUAAGCAUCCUUAUAAAUUUCUUUGAAAAGAACAGUGGACUAUUAAACGAGGAACAGCUAGAAACUUUGGAAGUUACGACUCAAUGUAUGGAACAAGUAUUCGACGUAAGAGGAUCUGAUCCUUAUCCACCCAUGAGAAAUCUUUUAGAAGUAUUUGAAGAAAAUUUUAAAAAUGGAAACAUUAUUAAAGAAGUUAAACCAAAUAUAGUUAAUAAGGAAGAAGCUGAAAAAUAUAAGACUACUGGUAAUGACUUCAUGAGAACGGAAAAAUAUCAGGAAGCAAUAGAUAGUUAUACAAAAGCUAUUUCUUUCGAUUCGACAAACCCAGUUUACUAUUCGAAUAGGGCGGCCGCUUAUAGCAAGGCCAACUUACAUGAACAGGCUAUAAGUGAUUGUGACAAAGCCCUAAUAAUUGAUUCAAGUUAUAGUAAAGCCUACGGCCGAAAAGGACUGGCAUUGUCUUCUUUAAAUAAAUUCAAAGAAGCAGUUGAAAAUUACAAGAAAGCUCUAGAAUUAGAUCCUCAGAAUGAAAGCUACAAACAAAAUUUGGUAAUUGCAGAAACUAAAGCUAAAGAAUCAGAUCCAGGAGCCUCCGGAAUGAAUUUUGCAAAUAUAUUAAGUAAUCCGGCGAUUAUGAAUAUGGCUUCACAAUUCAUGCAGAACAGCGAAGUGCAAAAUUUAAUGCAGGGUGUGAUGCAUGAGCAAGAUACUGAUCAGAAUUUAUCAUUUGAAAGACUGCUAAAUGUUGGACAGCAAAUGGCUCGACAAAUUCAAGAGACUAACCCCGAAUUGAUAAGUGAAUUAAGAGGCAGAAUGCAGAACUCUGACCCAGAAGAAAAAGAACCUAAGACUGAAUAA
Messenger RNA from Dimorphilus gyrociliatus, 1231 nucleotides. The record is from the annotation of a GenBank genome assembly. NCBI's taxonomy places the organism in Eukaryota, Metazoa, Annelida, Polychaeta, Dinophilidae.